GUGAGGAGGGAAGUUGUCGAAGUUCGGGGAGACGCCCGGCCGCCGGCCUCGCCUACGGCCUGUCCCUCCGCCUCCUUCCCGCCCCGGGCCUCGUCCGCCCGUCCUUCCUUCCCCUCCCGUGCAUGAUGGAAACACCAUGGCUGCGGCAGCCCAGCUCUCCCUGACACAGUUGUCAAGUGGGAAUCCUGUAUAUGAAAAAUACUAUAGACAGGUUGAUACAGGCAAUACUGGAAGGGUGUUGGCUUCAGAUGCUGCUACAUUCCUGAAAAAAUCAGGGCUUCCAGACUUGAUUCUCGGAAAGAUUUGGGAUUUAGCUGACACAGAUGGCAAAGGUGUCCUGAAUAAACAAGAAUUCUUUGUUGCUUUGCGGCUUGUGGCAUGUGCCCAGAAUGGACUGGAAGUUUCACUGAAUAGCUUGAACCUGGCUGUUCCCCCACCAAGAUUUCAUGACUCCAGUAGUCCUUUGCUAACCAGUGGAACUUCAGCCACCGAGCUCCCUUGGGCUGUAAAGUCUGAAGACAAAGCCAAAUAUGAUGCCAUUUUUGAUAGUUUAAGCCCAGUGGAUGGGUUUCUGUCUGGUGAUAAAGUGAAACCAGUGUUACUCAACUCUAAGUUACCUGUGGAGACCCUCGGAAGAGUUUGGGAGUUGAGUGAUAUUGACCAUGAUGGAAAGCUUGACAGAGAUGAAUUUGCAGUUGCCAUGUUUUUGGUAUAUUGUGCACUGGAGAAAGAACCUGUGCCAAUGUCCUUGCCUCCAGCCUUGGUGCCACCCUCUAAGAGAAAAACGGUCAGUAUUUCAGGCUCCAUGUGGUUGAUCCCCUCUUCAGCAGCCAAGGAAUCUUACCACUCCUUACCACCUGUAGGCAUUUUACCUACCAAAGCACCGUUAAGACAGAAACUUCUCUCCUCUCUCCAGUGGGUUGUAACCCCUUCAGAAAAGGCUAAAUAUGAUGAAAUCUUCCUAAAAAUUGAUAAGGAUAUGGAUGGAUAUGUAUCUGGAAUUGAGGUCCGUGAAACCUUCCUGAAAACAGGUUUACUUCCUGGCUUACUAGCCCACAUUUGGGCUCUGUGUGACACAAAGAACUGUGGGAAGCUUUCAAAAGACCAGUUUGCCUUGGCUUUUCACUUAAUCAAUCAAAAGUUAACAAAGGGCAUUGAUCCUCCUCAUAUUCUCACUCCUGAGAUGAUUCCACCAUCAGACAGGUCUAGUUUACAAAAGGCCAUCACAGGAUCAAGUCCUGUUGCAGAUUUCUCUGCUAUUAAGGAACUAGAUACCCUUAACAAUGAAAUAGUUGACCUGCAGAGGGAAAAGAACAAUGUGGAGCAGGACCUUAAAGAGAAGGAAGACACAGUUAAGCAGAGGACAAGUGAGGUUCAGGAUCUUCAAGAUGAAGUUCAAAGGGAGAGUAUCAAUCUGCAAAAACUCCAGGCCCAGAAGCAGCAGGUGCAGGAGCUCCUUGAUGAGCUGGAUGAGCAGAAGGCCCAGCUGGAAGAGCAGCUCAAGGAAGUCAGGAAGAAGUGUGCUGAGGAGGCCCAGCUGAUCUCUUCCCUGAAAGCUGAAAUAACUAGUCAAGAAUCUCAGAUCUCCACUUACGAGGAAGAGCUGUCAAAAGCUAGGGAAGAGCUAAGUCGCCUACAACAAGAAACAGCACAGUUGGAAGAAAGUGUGGAAUCCGGAAAGGCUCACCUGGAGCCCCUUCAGCAGCACCUCCAGGAAUCCCAGCAGGAAAUUAGUUCAAUGCAAAUGAGACUGAUGGAAAUGAAAGAUUUGGAAAAUCAUAAUGACCAGUCAAAUUGGUGCAGUAGCCCACAAAGCGCUCUUGUAAAUGGCGCUACAGAUUAUUGUAGCCUCAGCACCAGCAGCAGUGAAACAGCUAACCUCAAUGAACAUGCUGAAGGUCAGAACAAUCUAGAAUCUGAACCUAUACACCAGGAGUCAUCGGUGAGAAGUAGUCCUGAAAUAGCACCCUCUGAUGUGACUGAUGAAAACGAAGUUGUGACUGCAGCUGAUAAUGAAAAAGUUAGUCUCACAUUUGAUGAUGACAAGCAUUCAAAAGAGGAAGAUCCAUUUAAUGUAGAAUCAAGUUCACUGACAGAUCCAGUUGUAGAUGCAAACUUGGAUUUUUUCCAGUCUGAUCCUUUUGUUGGCAGUGAUCCUUUCAAGGAUGAUCCUUUUGGAAAAAUUGAUCCCUUUGGUGGCGAUCCUUUUAAAGGUUCAGAUCCGUUUGCAUCUGACUGCUUCUUUAAGCAGUCUUCUGCUGACCCUUUUACCACUGCAGGUACUGACCCUUUCAGUGCCUCCAGCAACAGCAGUAAUACAUCGAUAGAAAUUUGGAAGCACAAUGACCCAUUUGCUCCUGGUGGAACAGUUGUUGUUGCAGCUAGUGAUUCAGCCACAGACCCUUUUGCUUCUGUUUUUGGAAAUGAAUCAUUUGGAGAUGGAUUUGCUGACUUCAGCACAUUGUCAAAGGUCAACGAUGAAGAUCCUUUUAAUCCUGCCGUAUCAAGUUCUGCCAGCAAUGUGGUCAUUCCAAAAACUGUGUUAGAGGAAACAUCCACCAAGAGUGAGGAUGUGCCUCCAGCACUGCCGCCCAAGAUUGGAACUCCAACAAGACCCUGCCCGCCACCCCCUGGGAAAAGACCCAUCAACAAAUUGGAUUCUUCUGAUCCCUUUAAACUGAAUGAUCCAUUUCAGCCUUUCCCAGGCAAUGAUAGUCCCAAAGACAAAGAUCCUGAUAUGUUUUGUGAUCCAUUCACUUCUACUACCACUACCAAUAAAGAGGCUGACCCAAGCAGUUUUGCUAACUUCAGUGCUUAUCCCUCUGAAGAAGAUAUGAUUGAGUGGGCGAAGAGGGAGAGUGAGAGAGAAGAAGAGCAGAGGCUUGCCAGACUCAAUCAGCAGGAACAAGAGGACCUGGAACUUGCUAUUGCACUUAGCAAAUCGGAGAUAUCAGAAGCGUGAGGGGAUAGUUGUCCUUCGUCAGCAGGACAGCAGUGCUCUUCUUGGAUACUGAAGCUAUUUUCCAUGUGCAUCAAACUACCUAUGAGCAUGGGAUACAAAAAGUUUGAGAUUCCUAUAAAUGUGACAAAAGUGUAGCUUGUUUCUUUGGGGGGGCUAUUUCAAAUGUGUCUUUUAUUUUUUCUUCCAAAAGCAGUACCCUAAUUAGACAGCUUCACCUAGGCCCCUGUUCUGCUGUGCAUUUACAGUGAGCUCUUGCCUGCUUAUACUAUUCCCUGUAAAGCUAGAGCACCAAGCCUCUGCCUUCUGGAACCUAGCAGAUGUAGUUUUGCACUGUGCUGCCCUUGUUCCUAUGACAGCAACUGGAGUUCUGAGAGUGUGAGGUUUUCUCCCUGAGCUGAGAGGUUGAAGGGAAAGGAGAAGACCAUCCUGUUUCUUUUCUCGGUACAAAUUAGCCAGUUAAAAGUGUACUUCUGGAGAAAAUGCAACUUGUUAUCUAAGACAAGGCAACAUUCUGCAAAGAUCAACUCCACUGGAUGAAUAAAUUUAAACCAUUAUUGCUCCAGGCUCAAGUAAUUCCUAAAUAAAAGCAUUAAAGCCUUGUGUGUGAAACCUUUUUAAAACAGCUUUCUCUGGACUUAAAGUGGUUUAAUAUUAACAGAUACCUCGCUGCACACUUCCUAGUUAUAAAACAACCAAUUUCUUGCAAAUCAAAUUUGUAAGGAAAUGUUCAUUUUAAGUGCUAGUGAGGAAAACUUGUAACUUAAAAUACAGCCUGUCAGUUUAAGCAGUGAGCCUGGACCCAUCUGCCUUUGCAGCCACACUGGCCUUCUUAGUUCAGAAGUGUUCUGAACUAGAAUUGGAAGGUACUUGGUUUUCCAUUGUAUGUUUUGUUUCUUUAGUGGCGGCCCAGCUAUUUGCAGUGAUACAAAUGAAAGAAAUAACAUAUAUUCCCUCGCUUUUUGUCUGUCUUUGUAGUUUAAAUUACUUCAUUUACUUUAUUUUUUCAUCUGUAAGAUUGGCAAUCUACCCGCUACCCCAUCCCCCCAAAAAUUUCCUGGUUUUUAAAUUGGGAGAAAAAUAAACAGACUUACCAAAAUAUCAGAGCUCUGCUUUUGUUAUACCCAUCUUCUGCUAGACUGGCCUGACAGACAGCUGGAUUUGAAAUGAACUAUGACUAUAAAUUGUAUCUUUUUUUUUUUAACAUGAGUUACUAAUUUAGUGUUUUCAAUACCAAGAUAAAGAAAAUACACCUACAAACUAAUAAAAAUUCUCUAGGGUCACCAAGUUAAGGUGGUAUUGAACUGUGUUGACCAGAGUAACUUACUGCCUGGCCUAUAAAUAAAUCCACAGUACCUAAUCAGUCCGUCUGGAAAUGGUGCUUCCUUCCUUCCUUCCUUCAUUCUUUCAUUCUUUCAUUCUUCCUCUUUCUUUCUUUCUUUCUUUCUACACACUAUUGGAUGGCUGGAAUUUAAAACUACCACCUUCUUUUUGCACUGCUAACUUUUUUCUGCUUUUGUAAAUAAAUAUUUCAGCAUAAAAGUCAUACAUACGACAUAAGGGCUGAAUCAUAACCACAAGGCUUUAAUUGUGAUAACUAAUCCAGUGACCUAAGUAUUUGCUGCAAACGGUGACUGAGAAGGUCAUGUUGAGAGUGUGAUAGGCAAUGUUUUCUGUUUGUUCCCCCUUCCCCUCUCUCUUCAGGAGAAAGGUAAGUUGACUUGAAUAACCUUCUUUUGCACUGAGAAAAGUGAAAAAUGUUUGAAAUGCUUUAAAAUUUUUUAAUUAAAAGAUACUCUGGAAAUAUUAAAUAUCUGUAACUUAAUAAACAGCAACUUCUGAUGUGUAGUAAGUGUGCCCUAAUCUUCAGUGCACUUAGCUGGGUCAUAGAGACUCAUCCUUGGUUAAGAUAUGUAUACUCAGUGGGCCAAUGUCGUACUAAACUGUGUAUAUAUUAUAUAAACAUAUCUAUAUCUCCAUGCUUGAUUGUAUAGGACGAAUGUCUUAAGAGUCAUUUGUGAUGUUUUAUGGUGUUGACCCUGGCUCCAGAGCCUGCGCUUGAAACAAAGACAAAGUUUUAACCAUCUUUUACCUAUUUGUUCAGCUUUAUUUGAGCUCUCUUCACAGAAUUUUUCUCAUGUUUCAAACUUAUAACUUACAGUUGUAAUUACAAGAAUAAUAAACUUUAAGAAAUAAAAAGUUACUAUCUAUCAUUUUGCAUUGAAGCUUUGUACUCUUCUUUGCUUGAGGAGGGAUAGGUGUGCCAUUGGCAUGCGUUAUCCUGUAUAAAAUGUUUUGGACAGUAUUAUAUAGAAUAAAUAAAUGUUGACUAUC
Mesocricetus auratus (golden hamster) is the source of this 5293-nucleotide messenger RNA. It is a transcript of the gene Eps15, whose product is annotated as epidermal growth factor receptor pathway substrate 15. Gene Ontology annotation, molecular function: cadherin binding; calcium ion binding. The record is from RefSeq and is a predicted model, not a curated record. Gene Ontology annotation, cellular component: clathrin coat of coated pit; plasma membrane; cytoplasm. The transcript is spliced from 25 exons. The coding region runs from base 137 to 2962 and encodes 941 amino acids. Gene Ontology annotation, biological process: endosomal transport; endocytosis. NCBI's taxonomy places the organism in Eukaryota, Metazoa, Chordata, Mammalia, Rodentia, Cricetidae.